CGACGAAAUAUUUUACAUUAAACUUUUUACAAUAGUCAAUUUCAGAUGUGCAUAAAUAUAUCAUUAGGAAUGUUGAUAAAUUAUGUAAGUAAUUAUUAUUAUCAGACUAUUAUCAUUUUUUUAAAUAUUAUUUAAAUCAACAUUGUCUGCAUUAUUAAUUACAGUGACAAGUGGUUUAUGGUAACUAAAAUAAGACAUAUGAACGUUCGUAGAUACGUGGUUCACGAAUCUUGAAAAUACCGCAUCAAUGGUUGUACCAUACCUCGUUGUCCCCAUUGCUCUAUCAGAAACAAUAUCUAAAUUCAGUUCAGAUUUUAAAAAUUUCAUUAAUGUCAAUCCGUCAUCUUUGUUUGUCAAAGUUGCGCGUCAUAGGAUGCGCACCAAAAACGUAACGAGGUCAUUCAUCGAUAGAUUUUACUCCUCACAUUUUUCUCAUACCGGGCCCCUUAUAUAUGCAAAUCGAUUCUUAAGGAGUAAACUCCAAAAAUCUUGCAUAAAACUUUAUAUUCAGGAAAAAGUAUUGACGUCAGAUGGAUUUUCAAUUCUGCCUUGUCAAUAGACAAUCUAAUAAGAUUAGCAGGGAUCUCCGGCAGACCACGGAGUUUUUUUUUUGAGAGUAUAAAUUUUCAGAAAUCCCGCGGCACGCUGCACAUCUCCAUCGGUGGCCGCCGAUCUUGCUAAAUAUCGAUUGAAAUAAAUCUUGUUAAACUCUAAUAAUAAUGUUUUGACAUUCUUGCAUAAACAUCAAUGUCAAUUUAACUCUUGUAUGGGUUAAGUAUAUCUAGAUUUAGUUUAGCAGAUUUAGCAAAUUGUUGCAAGUCGGCCUACGACCAAAAACACGUGUGAAUAAUUAAACCAAAUAUAGCGAAUGAGUAUACGUUUCACGUGUAAUAUAUAUAUUUCAUAUAGGUAUCUACGUUUAUCGACUUUUUACAAUACAAUGUUCUAGUUGUGGGGAAAAAAUUGUACACAAUAUUUUGUAUACUUUACCUUGUAUCUCUGAUAUGUAUUUAUUUAUGUAAAAGUAAUAUAAUGGUUGAAAAGUACAAUUUUUGUCCUUAAGGAUAAUAAUAAACAUGAACAUAAUCAUAUUCAUCCUGCAAAAUACUUUGGCAUCGCUUAACAAAGCAUCACGUUUCCUGGAUUUGUGGGUUUGUGACUGAUGUGAGGUGAUGGUAACAAUAAAAUCAUUUAUUUGUGUGCGUGGACACCUUCAACAUUCUCCUGUGAGCGUAACUCACAGGAAAAUGAAUUGGGCACGCAUUACCUCGCUUGUUUUGGUUAAGAGACGGCUUCUAGGCCUUUUAUUGUAAGCCUUAACCGUACAUUUAUCAUCACGCUAUUAAUGCGCCCACUGCUGGGACGCAGGUCUUCCCUAUGGACAGAAGAGGGGUCAAGUCAUGUCAUGGCCCUUUUUUUGUCUGGGAAAUGCCUUACGCAUCCUGCAACUACCGGGGGAGCGAGAAGAAGGUAUGUGGGACUCCCUGCUCAUUACAGCGAGCCCUUGAGCCGGGUGAAAUGAGCAGGCCGUACUACGCCCUGAACAGGGCCACUUAAAACCAGACAAUACUCCUGCACCGGUCACCCGGCGUACAUUCUGAGGACCGCAGUGCCCCCAAUGCACGCCGGGAGUGCGAGUGUGGUCGCGACAACCGUUGCCGACUGUCUGCGCACCCGCAAGGUGAUUGUCCGCAAACGGACCCACCCAGAUGAAGAUGCCCCGGAGUUUUAGGGGCAUCAGCAUCCAGAGAGAUGCCAUGUCAUGACCCACCAUGAGGACCCAGUGCAGAUUUUGGUUGCUGACGACUGCAGAUGCAGCCAGGAUCAACGGCACACGUAAGAACUCGAGAUCACAAAUUUCUGGUCACCGAUCCUUUGAACGGCCAUUGCUAAAGUUGUGUCAAUUCGACGACCUCCGUGGCCGAGUGGUUUAUACGCCGGAUUUUAUGGUGUCGCCGACUCAAGAGGUCCCGGGUUCGAAUCCCGGUAGGGGCAGAUGUUUGUGUGAUGAAUACGAGCAUUUCUACUCCAGUCAUGGAUGUUUAAUGUGUAUUUCCAUAUAAAUAUACUUAUAUAUGUUCAGUAUAUGUAUUCUAUCCGUUACCCUAAUAUCCCAUAACACAAGCCUUACAGUGCUUACUUUGGGGCUAGGCUAAUUGGUGUGAGUGUUGGAAAUUUUUAUUUAUUUAUUUGUUUAUAUUUCCACGAUCGCAGACAAAACACACUAAACAAUGCGCCAUCGAGCUGCCUUAUACACCACUAUCCCUAAGUAUUUAUAUUUAUGCUAAACUUGGCCCAAUCUCCCUUUUCCAUCCAUAGGGAAGGCCUGUGCCCCAGCAGUGGGAACAUUAAUAGGCUGAUGAUGAUGAAGGUAAGGUUUCCAAACUCUCCGUGGAGUAUAAGAGAAUUCGAUCAAGGCUAAGUACAAGUAGGCUGGAUAAUAUUUAUGAAAGUACAAUACAUACUCGCCGUAGAAUAAAAAGUUACCAAAUCGACAUAUGGCCAAAAUUGAGUUAGAAAUAUCAUCAAAAUUACCAAAUUUCCUUAUGUAUGUCAACCUUGUAUCCAUAUCCAUGUUUAAUGACUAAUACUUCUGAUUUUACACCGUUGCAAAAAACACUAGUAUGUUUACUUUUAGGCUACAACACAUUAUCUUAGUCAAGUUAGGUAGUUCCCUUUUUAUAAAAUAAAUCAUAGCUGGAACAUACUGAAUUCACGGCAAAAUGAACUAGGUACAAUGACUUAAUAAGUUUUAGAAUGGCUGGUUAUCCUUUUUAUAAAGGACCCAAACAGAGAUAAAGGGUCACUAAUUCUAUUCACAACUUGUAAGCUAAAAAUGUUAAUACGUAUCUCCUGAAUUUGAAACCUCCAUAGUAACUCAAAACAUGUUGUGACCUACUUGGUGACUUUUCGUUCUACGGCCAUUCAGAGAAAUCAUUUUUUGUGCUUGAUUGAUUACUUAUUAUAAUCACUUUUUCCUUUAAAAACUAUAAGUAAGAUGUGUUGAUAACCUGUUUAGAAUGUAAUUUUUAAUAAGGUAUAAGUGUGUGCGGAAAUGUAUGUUUCAUUCAUUUAUCCUACAUUGAUAGUGUAAAUGAAAAUAUGUCACGCUGUGCGCAUCCUACAGCUGAUAAUAAUUAUGAUAUCACAUUGGUUUUUGUGCUUCUUUGUUGUAUAAGAUUGUUUUCUGGUCGGCCUACGGUUACGAAUAUAAGAUAUCAGUUUAUAUUUUUCUGUAUUUUUUCUAAUACAAAACACCAGAAACUCAGUGCUACAGAACCUCCCUUCAGUUUUGUAGAAUGCUUCGGCCGUUCACUGUGCUUACGCAUCCGUCAUUCAGUAGCCAAGUAACAUUCACUUGAGCGCGACGUUCGCAUGAUGCGUUUACAAAUAUUUUUUUCGAUAUUCACCUCCGUUAUCUGCUUGGACGAGACAUACCAAAACAAACGCGCGAAACUUUUGAGCGAUGAGUUCAAACUUACUCUCGGCGGAAGCCUCAAUUUAACUGACAAAGAAGGGGAAGUAAACAAAUGCCUAAUGCAAUACAAAAACAAGGAAUUGAACUACGCCUUCGACCAUCCAGAGUAUUAUAACCUGUCGCACCAUUUCUUCACUUACAAGAAGAAGAUACGAGAAUCGAAGGUGUACCAAAUAAUAAAAGAUCUGCCGAAGGGUGCCGUGCUUCAUGUACACGAUAUGGGGAUAUUGGGUCCCGAUUAUCUGAUGAACGUGACGUAUAUGGACAAGUUAUAUGUGUGCUUAUCUUAUCCAGUGCAGUUAAGGUUCGCUGAGAAAACGCCUAAACUAUCUUGCGCAUCGUCGUGGCAGCUCAUGAGUGAAGCUAGGCGAAAAACGACUAACGUUACCAAAUUCGAUCUAGAGUUAAGGAAGUUAUUUACAAUUGUUGUUGACAAUCCCGAUGUAGUCUAUCCUAGUAUAACGCAAUCAUGGGAUGUUUUCAUGAAGUAUUUUCUCACUGUGUCGCAGAUGUUGUCCCAUAGACCUGUAUGGGAGCAAUACUUCUACGACGCCCUAAAAAAGUUCAGAGAAGACAACAUCAUGUACGUGGAAGUCAGAAGUAUCCUACCUAAUUUGUACGAACUGGAUGGUACAACUUACGGCCAAAUUGUGACUGCAAAAGCGUAUAGAAAAGCGAUAAACAGAUUCAUGAAAGAUUAUCCAGAUUUCAUUGGUGCUAAACUGAUUUAUGCACCGCCAAGAAAAGUCGAUACUGAAGCGGUGAAAAUAGAUUUGGAUUUAGCGCUUGAGAUUAAGCAUAACAUGCCGGAACAUUUCGCUGGAUUCGACUUGGUCGGUCAAGAGGAUAAAGGGAAACCGCUUAAAGAUUUUGUGCCGCAAUUGGAAACAACUGCAAAGGAACUCAACUACUUCUUUCACGCUGGAGAAACGGAUUGGUACGGGUCACUGACAGACGAAAACUUGGUUGAUGCAAUUCUGCUUGGAGCGAAACGCCUAGGACACGCUUACGCUCUCCCAAAACAUCCUCUGCUCAUGAAAGAAGUUAUAAAGAACAAUAUCGGUUUAGAAGUUAACGUGGUGUCAAAUACUGUGCUAUCUUUGGUGCGUGACUUAAGAAACCAUCCUCUAAGUGUGUUCUUUGCAAAUGAUCUGCCAGUUGUACUUUCCAGCGAUGACCCGGGGGCUUGGGAAGCAGAUCCUAUCACUGACGACUUUUAUGUGGCCUUUAUGGGAGUUGCUAGCAAACAAUCUGAUCUGAGAAUGUUGAAGAAGUUAGCUCUAAACUCUUUGGAGUACAGUGCGUUGGACAAUCAAUCUAAGAAUGAAGCUUUAAAGAGAUUUAAUAGAAAAUGGGAUGAGUUCAUGAAAAAAUUUAAGUGUUCGUCUUAUUAAACGGAUUGGAUGUGAGUUUGUAAUUAUUGCUUUAUCCAUGUCUACAGGUGAAUUACUUUUGUCUGACUCUUUGUUCGUGAGAAAUCACGUCCGAGCGAUAACAUUUAUAGCGGUAGCUAGUUAUUAAAAAGACACAUCAAAGUCAUACGCAUUACUUUGACAGAGACACACUUUUCAUCCCUCCAAUUUUGAGUUAUGUGCCUAGAGUGGUUGCGUCAUUCAAAAGAUACUUUGCAUAUUUC
Messenger RNA from Chilo suppressalis (striped riceborer), 5114 nucleotides. NCBI's taxonomy places the organism in Eukaryota, Metazoa, Arthropoda, Insecta, Lepidoptera, Crambidae. The record is from the annotation of a GenBank genome assembly.